AUGCCCUUCAGUGAGAUUCCCAUUCUAGAGAUCUUCCUGGGCUUCCUGGGCAUGGGCCUUUCCAUCAUGUUCUGCACCACCUUCUGCAGGGCGUGCACUCGCCUAAGGGAGGAGCAGAUUGCGAGGGAGGCAAUAAGGCGCAACGAUAUUGACGGGUGGCCGCCUUCGAUAUAUUUCAUACCCUUCCAUAGCAACAGGUCGCAGCAGGACAGUGAAGACCAACUCGGCGUGCCUCGAUACAGCGAGGAAUUCCACACACCACCACGAUACAGCGCUGAAGUCUUCUCUGGCCCCCCACCUGCCUAUAACGAGCUGGGAUUCAAGCCUGAUGAUCUUCCCCCUGUAUAUACAGAAUAUAACGUCCCUGUGUAUCCUGUCCCACCCCCACCCCCACCCCCACCUCCCACAGACAUGUCACCUUCCUCUUCCUCCCUCAGUCCCCCUUCGGGACCCCCUGCAGACGGUGAAGCAGCAGAAAGCAGUAAACUCUGCCUCUGCCCUGUAAUGAUUUUCUGA
Thunnus maccoyii (southern bluefin tuna) is the source of this 516-nucleotide messenger RNA. Its product is annotated as formin-like protein 20. The transcript is spliced from 4 exons. The record is from RefSeq and is a predicted model, not a curated record. NCBI's taxonomy places the organism in Eukaryota, Metazoa, Chordata, Actinopteri, Scombriformes, Scombridae. Bases 1 to 516 code for a protein of 171 amino acids.